Messenger RNA from Myotis brandtii (Brandt's bat), 743 nucleotides. RefSeq names its product polyribonucleotide 5'-hydroxyl-kinase Clp1-like. Gene Ontology annotation, cellular component: nucleus. The annotation marks the transcript as partial. Lineage: Eukaryota; Metazoa; Chordata; Mammalia; Chiroptera; Vespertilionidae. Gene Ontology annotation, biological process: tRNA splicing, via endonucleolytic cleavage and ligation. Gene Ontology annotation, molecular function: polynucleotide 5'-hydroxyl-kinase activity. The record is from RefSeq and is a predicted model, not a curated record. The transcript has a single exon.
UACCAGGCCCUGGUGCAUGCAGCUUCAGCCUUUGAGGUAGAUGUGGUUGUGGUUCUGGAUCAAGAACGACUUUACAAUGAACUGAAACGGGACUUGCCUCACUUCGUGCGUACUGUGCUGCUCCCUAAAUCAGGGGGUGUGGUGGAGCGCUCCAAGGAUUUCCGGCGGGAAUGUAGGGAUAAGUGUAUCCGUGAGUAUUUCUAUGGAUUCCGGGGCUGUUUUUAUCCCCAUGCCUUCAAUGUCAAAUUUUCAGAUGUAAAAAUCUACAAAGUUGGGGCACCCACCAUUCCAGACUCCUGUUUGCCUUUGGGCAUGUCUCAGGAGGACAAUCAGCUGAAGCUAGUACCUGUCACCCCUGGCCGAGAUAUGGUGCACCACCUCCUGAGUGUCAGCACUGCUGAGGGCACAGAGGAGAACCUUUCUGAGACCAGUGUGGCCGGUUUCAUCGUGGUGACCAGUGUGGACCCGGAGCAUCAGGUGUUUACCGUUCUCUCUCCAGCCCCCCGUCCACUGCCUAAGAACUUCCUUCUCAUCAUGGAUAUCCGGUUCAUGGAUCUUAAAUAGAGAUCAGGGAGUCUUGCUGCCUGGGGCAUGGAGAUCUGUGGCCAUCACAGAGACAGAUGGGCUGAAGAGGGAGAGUCUUUUGAGGCCAGGCUGACCAGUAAAUGGUGGACUAGUAAAAAGCAUAUAUUCUACCUCUUAAAACAGGUGGUGGUAACUUAACUACUAAUCUUGAGCCAAAA